This is a messenger RNA of Cyclocybe aegerita, 1461 nucleotides long. The record is from the annotation of a GenBank genome assembly. NCBI's taxonomy places the organism in Eukaryota, Fungi, Basidiomycota, Agaricomycetes, Agaricales, Hemipholiotaceae.
AUGCUUUCAUUGCGUCUCACUGAAAUCAUCUGCUGUGCAGGUCUUCUCAUCUACCUACUUCCUGUGUUCUUCUGCCUACGAGAACCGAGUCGAAACCCUCUGGAUCAACUUCGCCAGAACAAACGCGACGUCCCAAUUUCUCUUCCCCUUCCACCUCCGGCUGCUAAUUUCAACACCUCCGUUCCCACUCUUUCUCUCACACCUUCUCAAGAACCUUCGUUUGUUCUCUUUCCUGGCCAGGCUCAGGAUCCGAUAGCCAUCAUUCCUAUACUUGGUCCCUCCAACGACUUCAACUCCAGCCGCACUCCCACCUCCGAUGGGACAGAUAGGAAUGGGUGUCCUUCCAGGGCACUUGUGAUGGGAUAUUAUCCUGACUGGGUCAGCUUCACUUUCCCUCCGGAGAAGAUUGACUUCAAACGAUUUGACUGGAUCGACUUCGCUUUCGCCGUGCCCAACACCAAAUUUGCCUUGCAAUGGGACGAGCCACAAACCGCACCGAAACUCUUAAAACGCCUCGUUUCGUUGGCUCAUGCAGCCAAUACAAAAGUGAAGCUGAGUAUUGGAGGGUGGACAGGAAGCAAACAUUUCUCCCCUGCUGUGUCUACCGACCAGAGCCGGAGAACGUUGGUCAACAAUAUUGCCUCCUUCUACAAGACCUAUAAUCUGGAUGGGAUCGACCUCGACUGGGAGUACCCUGGUCACAAAGGAGCUCAUGAGAAUACCGUCAAUUCGAACGAUUCGGCGAACUUCCUGUCUUUCCUCAAACUCCUUAGAUCUGUUCUACCAGCUACAGCCCGUUUAAGUGCCGCAGUAGAGACAGUUCCUUUCACGAAUAGCAAAGGAAAUCCUUCAAUGGACGUCUCAGGGUUUGCACAGGUGUUGGAUUGGGUUGUCCUCAUGAACUAUGAUGUGUGGGGUUCGUCGUCGAAACCAGGACCAAACGCACCCUUUCGCGAUGCCUGCGGCAAUUCGACGCAGCCUGGCGCAAAUGCUGUCGCUGCUUACAACUCGUGGACCUCAGCUGGGUUUCCGCCGUGCAAACUGGUCCUUGGCUUACCUUCGUACGGCUACAUUUCUUCGUCCACUACUCAGCGCCUUCGUACGAGAGCCGAUUCAAAUGCAGUCAAGGUGAUCAACGACGACGGAGAUUCCGAAGGGCAGAUCCAGUUCAGGGAACUUGUUGCUCAGGGUGCUCUAGUACGAUCCAUUUCAGGAGAUACGGUGUCGUUCACGGCAGGUGGCGGUUUUGAACGACGCUGGGAUUCUUGCUCGGACACCCCGUUUCUACGCUCAACUGCUUCUCGUCAGGUCAUCACCUACGACGACCUGGAGUCGUUGAGUAUGAAGGCAGCUUUCGCAAAGAGAGUGGGCAUGCUAGGCAUCAAUUUUUUCGACAUCCAUGGCGAUACCGACCAGUGGGACUUGAUUACAACCAUUCGAAAAUCGAUGGCCUUGCCCUGA